GAGAUCGAGAGAUCAGAGGAGAUGGACGCGAAACAAGACGGUUUUCUGAUAUCUUCAUUCAACACUCGAAUCACAGAGGUAGAGGAACUCAUUACCGCGAGCAACACCGACGAGCAGCGUCGGAGAUUUUUCGGAAGUUGAUGCAGGAUUUAAGGCGUGGAGAUGUAGGUGCAGAUGAUGAAUGACAAAUUGCGUCCGCACCAUUGGUUGUUUGGCAAGUUAGGGAAAUGAACGAUUUACGAUGAAUUAAUUGAAUAAAAUCCCUCGAAAUUGCAUCUUGAUUCAUUUUUGGAGGAUUGUCGGUGUAUCCGGCGAUGUUUGAUCGAAUUCUAUCUCCGGUGCUCUACGAAUCCUAUCUCUGGUGAUGUACUUUUGUUUUACCUCAAUUCUCCGGCGAUAACGGACCUCAAUUCUUUGGUGAUCUACUAAUCGUUUGUUAUCCACACACAGAGUGAGGUUUCUUGAAUCAAAAUCGUUCGACAUGCAUCUUAAUUUCAUUAAUUUUCCUUGUUGGCUUGUUAGGUUUUGUUAGAUUCUCUGCAUAUGGAUGAACCCUAAUUUUCUGUUUGAUUUUUAAUUCUAUAUAUAAUCUAUGUAUCUCAUGGACGAACCCUAUCUCCAGUAUUGUAGUGUUGUUUCUCGUCAGUUUUUCAUUAACCUCAGUGAUUGAUGAUAUCUAAUUUCCUACUUGUUAAGUAUAUCUUUCGACAAAGGAAAAUGGAACUAAUUAGCAAAAAGAAAAUUUUUCCUAAUUGUAAAAUUGUCGUUAAUCAUCUGUUCUGAUCUAUGAACUAUGAUGUUGCUUGUUUGCCUGCUUCUAUCAGUGGCAUGCUUAGAUAUUACCAUUUUAGAACUCAUUGUUCCUUUUUUGUGAUGAGGUUACGGUAUGGUAUUUUUCUGUCAAGUAUAUCUAAUAUAAGCCUUUUUUUUUCUUACUGCGUAGAAUUGUAGAUGACACUGUCCUUUUAAAAAAAACCUUCUCAGGUCACACCAGUUUUAACAUUUUCUCAUAAACUGCCAUUUAAUUCUUUCCUGCCUAUCAGAAUAGAUGUGUGAUCCUAUCUUUUGAAUUAAAUAGAUGCCUUAGUCAUGCAAAUUACAUUAUGCCAUUCAAUCCCUCCCUAUGCACACUUAGGGAGGGAUUCUUGCAAAGAUUCAAGUCUGUCUAGUAGGGUUAGGGAAUUCAGAGCAACACUUGAUUCUAUAUUUUGAUGAAAUGAUAAGUUAGUCUUUUUGAAUUUUGAAUGUAGGUUCUCUAUUUGGAAUGUGGAGAAGAAGAAUCAAUUACAAAGUCUUUGCAGGCUUAAAUUGUUGAUGUACUUUGCAUGGGCCAGAGAAGCAGAGCCUUUAAUCUGCUUUUAGCUUGUUGCAAUGGAAACAGCACUUAUGAGCUGAUGAUGUUUAUAUUCUUACAUACUGUUGAUAAUCCCUGAUCCUCUGGUAAGUUGCAUGUCAUUGAAUUUUAGUUCCAUUGCAAAUUCAUGUUUUAUUUUGAGCAAAGUCUGUUUUGUACAUAUAAAACAGUCCAUAAUUUAUUAGAAAACUUGCUUUCAAUGGAAAUCAUCAUGUUUGAGAGGAUGGGCAGAAAAAAGCGACGGAAAAGAAAAAGUUAGUUUCAUG
Messenger RNA from Rubroshorea leprosula, 1620 nucleotides. Lineage: Eukaryota; Viridiplantae; Streptophyta; Magnoliopsida; Malvales; Dipterocarpaceae. The record is from the annotation of a GenBank genome assembly.